Athene cunicularia (burrowing owl) is the source of this 621-nucleotide messenger RNA. Its product is annotated as acrosin-like. Gene Ontology annotation, biological process: proteolysis; acrosome reaction. Gene Ontology annotation, molecular function: serine-type endopeptidase activity. Lineage: Eukaryota; Metazoa; Chordata; Aves; Strigiformes; Strigidae. The record is from RefSeq and is a predicted model, not a curated record. The transcript has 3 exons. The annotation marks the transcript as partial.
UUCCUUUCUGUGCUCACAGCUGGAGGCCCGACGGAUGUCCUGCAGGAGGCCAAGGUCCCCCUCAUCAACGUCCACGUCUGCAACAGCAGCCGGUGGUACGCAGGGGCCGUCCACCCCCACAACCUGUGCGCUGGGUACCCGUGGGGCGGCAUCGACACCUGCCAGGGUGACAGCGGUGGGCCUCUCGUCUGCCAGGAUAAGGAUGCCGAGUACUUCUGGCUUGUUGGGGUGACCAGCUGGGGGAAAGGCUGCACAAGAGCAAAGCGGCCCAGAGUCUACACCUCCACGCAGCACUUUUAUGACUGGAUCCUGGUCCAGAUGGGGCUGCGCUCAGCAGCAAUGGCUGCUCCAAGUCCACGGCCGGUCGUCACAUCAACCCCCUUACAGAGACCGCGGCCAACACCAGCGCAAGCGGGCAGCUUUACGGACUGCCCCUUUCCACUCCAGAAGCUGGUGGAAUUCUUUACUCGGCUCUGUGUCCAUGGCUCUGCUUCUCCCCUGCACCCCUGGCAGCGUUCAGGUGCCUGCUCAUAUUCCAACAGUCAGGAAACGGAUUUAGCUCAGCACCAACUCAGCACAGACUCUGAGCGAAAGGAGAAAAAGCACCUCAGCCCGCCUUAG